AUGGCACCCCAACGACCGUUGGCGGGGAUGCCCGCCCAAGGGGAUGGUGAGAUCGGGCUGUCGAAGGGCUACUGCCGAAGUCGCACGGAUGAGCGUCGCCUGCCAGGAGCGCCCCGGGGCACGCCCGAGGAGCUGAUGCCCAGGACACCCCGGAGGGGCUGCCCGCGCCGAGGACACCCCGGAGGAUGCCUGCCCAGACACCCCCGGGGGGAGCACUGCCCAGGGCACCCCGGAGGGGCUGCCGCCGAGGACAUGCCCGGGGGACUGCCUGCCCAGGCACGCCUGAGGAGGCCCGCCCCAGGGGAGCCGGAGAAGCUACCGGGAACAGCCCUUAUUUUGCAAACCCCGUGCAAGCCCAGCCACGGCAGCCACCCUGAACCCUUACGUGCCUCGGGUGGAAAAAAAACCCCCCGAGCAAGGAUGAACUGUCAUCCCUGCCCCAAAGAUGGCGGCAAGACGAAAAACAUGACAAAAGUCUGUCCCCAGUUUGUCCAACAGAUGGACUCUCGUGCUGGCCCCCCCAGGCAGCCCCAGCCCGGGAAAGGGUCCCUGAGCCCCCCUCAGACGACCCCACUGACUGAAUAG
This is a messenger RNA of Penaeus monodon (black tiger shrimp), 585 nucleotides long. Its product is annotated as proline-rich proteoglycan 2-like. The record is from RefSeq and is a predicted model, not a curated record. The transcript has 3 exons. The coding region runs from base 1 to 585 and encodes 194 amino acids. NCBI's taxonomy places the organism in Eukaryota, Metazoa, Arthropoda, Malacostraca, Decapoda, Penaeidae.